AUGAUUGAUGCAAAGUUUGUAGGCGGAGAGCUGAAUAUAUGUUACAAUGCUGUAGAUCGUCAUGUUGAGAAUGGACGAGGAGAUCAAAUUGCCAUUAUUUAUGACAGUCCUGUAACAAAUACCAAAGAGAAAAUAACAUAUAAGGAACUUCUUGAACAGGUCUCCAAGUUAGCUGAUGUCAUGGUCAGACAUGGUGUGAAGACAGGAGAUCGUGUGGUCAUCUACAUGCCCAUGAUUCCACAGACAGUGUACUGUAUGCUGGCUUGUGCAAGAAUAGGAGCCAUCCAUAGCCUGAUUUUUGGUGGAUUUGCAUCUAAAGAGCUUUCUGUGCGCAUUGAUCAUGCAAAGCCCAAACUUAUUGUAACAGCAAGUUUUGGAGUAGAACCGAAACGGAAAGUGGAAUACAUAUCUCUUCUAGAAGGAGCACUGGCAAGGGCACAGAGCAAACCUGAUAAAGUUCUCAUUUACAAGCGACCUAAUUUGGGCCAUGUUCCUCUUGCCCCAGGUCGUGAUCUUGACUGGGAAGAAGAGCUUGCAAAAGCACAAUCCUAUAAAUGUGUCUCCGUUCCCUCAGAGCAUCCACUUUAUAUUCUGUAUACAUCUGGAACAACAGGCUUGCCCAAGGGUGUUGUCAGACCAACAGGUGGCUAUGCAGUUAUGCUCAACUGGACAAUGUCAGCUGUAUAUGGACUCGAACCUGGUGAGGUGUGGUGGGCAGCUUCUGAUUUAGGCUGGGUUGUUGGUCAUUCCUACAUUUGCUAUGGACCUCUCCUUCAUGGGAAUACUACAGUUUUGUAUGAGGGGAAGCCUGUGGGAACGCCAGAUGCUGGUGCCUAUUUCCGUGUGCUAGCAGAGCAUGAAGUAGCUGCCUUCUUUACUUCACCAACUGCAAUUAGAGCAAUCCGUCAGCAGGACCCUGAGGCAGCCUUGGGAAAGCAGUACUCUCUGAAAAGGUUCAGAACGUUAUUUGUAGCUGGUGAGCACUGUGAUGUGGACACGCUAGAAUGGUCAAAAAAGGUCUUCAAGGUACCCGUCUUGGACCACUGGUGGCAAACUGAAUCUGGUUCUGCAAUUACUGCUUCCUGUAUUGGUUUGGGGAACUCUACAACACCUCCGCCCGGACAGGCAGGAAAACCAGUGCCAGGAUACAAUGUGAUGAUUCUGGAUGAAAAUAAGGAACCAGUGAAGGCGAAGACUUUAGGAAAUAUUGUGGUAAAGUUGCCUUUGCCUCCUGGAGCAUUCUCAGGUCUUUGGGAAAAUGAGAAAACAUUCCAGAAGUUGUAUUUCCAAAAAUUCCCAGGAUAUUAUGAUACUAUGGAUGCAGGUUAUAUGGAUGAAGAUGGUUAUUUGUAUGUCCUGUCUCGAGCUGAUGAUGUGAUCAAUGUUGCUGGACACAGAAUUUCAGCAGGUGCAAUUGAAGAGUGUGUUCUCUCCCAUCAUGCUGUGGCAGACUGUGCUGUUGUGGGUCAGGAGGAUCCUUUGAAAGGACACGUUCCAUUUGCGCUGUGUGUCCUGAGAGAAGGUAUAAAGACAAAAGAGGAGAAGAUUUUGGAAGAGAUUGUUGAGCAAGUUAGAACUAACGUUGGUCCAGUAGCAGCUUUCCAGAAGGGGGUGUUUGUGGAACAGCUACCGAAAACACGCUCUGGCAAGAUACCACGUUCAGCUCUUUCUGCACUUGUCAGUGGAAAGUCAUAUAAGAUAACACCGACCAUUGAAGAUGCUAGCGUGUUUAAACACAUUGAAGAAGUGCUAAAGAAAAAUGAAAUGGAAUAA
Messenger RNA from Egretta garzetta (little egret), 1773 nucleotides. RefSeq names its product acyl-CoA synthetase short chain family member 3 (gene ACSS3). The record is from RefSeq and is a predicted model, not a curated record. The coding region runs from base 1 to 1773 and encodes 590 amino acids. The transcript is spliced from 16 exons. Lineage: Eukaryota; Metazoa; Chordata; Aves; Pelecaniformes; Ardeidae.